GAAGACAAGCGCACCGCCAUCCUCUACACCCUCCUCAGCCAGAACCUCGGCCGCAGCCCAGCCCGUCACCGCUGCCUCUGCCACCAGCGCCGGACCGUCUGCCUCCGCACGCCGCACGUCACCUGCCAGGCGGCCUCCAACGUGCUGGUAAAAACCAUCAGCUUCAUGAAAAACCUCCCUUCCUUCCACCUGCUGCCACGAGAGGAUCAGCUCCUGCUGCUGCACAGCUGCUGGGUCCCCCUUUUCCUCCUGGGGCUGGUCCAGGAGAUGGUCACCUUUGAGGUGAUGGAGACCCCGGCCCCCAGCAUGCUCAAGAAGAUCCUCCUUGCUGGCCAAAGCAAAGGGCAGGAGCCUGAGCAGACACAGCCCACGCUGGCCGCCGUGCAGCGGCUGCAGUGCUGCCUGAACACCUUUUGGAGCCUGGAUCUGAGCCCCAAGGAAUACGCCUACCUGAAGGGAGCCAUUCUCUUCAAUCCCGAUGUCCCCGGGCUGAGGGCCUCCCUGUACAUCGAGAGCCUCCAGCGGGAAGCCCAGAGAGCGCUGCAGGAGGUCCUGCAGCCCCUGCACCCUGAGGACCAGGGCCGCUUUGCCCGCGUUUUGCUGAUCGCUUCCACCUUAAAAUCCAUCCCUCCCGCCCUCAUCACGGACCUCUUCUUCCGCCCCGUCAUCGGCAACGCAGACAUCAUCGAGCUCAUCACGGAAAUGCUGUAG
Messenger RNA from Tauraco erythrolophus (red-crested turaco), 711 nucleotides. RefSeq names its product nuclear receptor subfamily 0 group B member 2 (gene NR0B2). Gene Ontology annotation, molecular function: transcription corepressor activity; transcription factor binding. NCBI's taxonomy places the organism in Eukaryota, Metazoa, Chordata, Aves, Musophagiformes, Musophagidae. Gene Ontology annotation, biological process: circadian rhythm; negative regulation of transcription by RNA polymerase II. Gene Ontology annotation, cellular component: nucleus; cytoplasm. The record is from RefSeq and is a predicted model, not a curated record.